AACAACCCCGUGGCUGCGGCACUGGAGGUGAGCUGGGUGCCUGCGCGUCUCCAAAAUAACUGGCUGUCCCCCUCAAAUGAUCUCAAAGGGACAAGUUUCACUUUUCACAGGCGGAUGGGUGACUUUCCUUGGCGCUUUGUGAGGAGGAGAUGAUGAAGAAUUUCAACAGCAGUCCCCUUCACAGCAACCACCAGACUCCCAACCACAUCAAAGAGCGAAACAACAGAAAGUACAGCUUACUCGCUGCUUUACCGUUGCGAUUUUCCUUGCGAGGUUAUGGUUUCUGCAUGGCUACGCUUUUCUUCUUCUGUUUCGGCUCCCUUUUUUACCAGCUGAACGGAGGACCCCCUAAAAUCCUGCUGGACAUCCGACAGUAUCUCGGUGAAUCCACAUAUCUGGACGACCACGGACCCCCUGCUCCAAGAGUGCUCCCCUUCCCGAGCCAGGUAGUUUAUAACCGUGUUGGGAAGUGUGGCAGCCGGACGGUGGUCAUCUUGCUGAGGUUACUGGCUGAGAAACACCAGUUCAACCUGGUCUCCUCAGACAUCCACAAUAAAACACGCCUCACAAAACAUGAACAGGUGGAUCUCAUGAAGAACAUCAGUAAUAUCCCUCAGCCAUACCUCUUCACACGGCAUGUUCACUUCCUAAAUUUUACCAGGUUCAGGAUAGAGCAGCCUGUCUAUAUCAAUAUAAUCCGGGACCCCAUCAACCGGUUCCUCUCCAACUACUUUUUCCGUCGCUUUGGUGACUGGAGGGGUGAGCAGAAUCACCUCAUCCGCACUCCAGGGAUGAAAGAUGAUGAGAGAUACCUGGAUAUCAAUGUGUGCAUUCUAGAGAAUUACCCAGAGUGCUCCAACCCCAGAGUUUUCUACAUCAUUCCCUACUUCUGUGGACAGCAUCCCCAAUGCAGGGAGCCAGGAGCAUGGGCUCUGGAGAGGGCCAAGCAGAAUGUGCUGGAGAACUACCUCCUUGUUGGUAUCCUGGAGGAGCUGGAGGAUGUUCUGCUCCUGUUGGAGAGGCUCUUACCUCAUUACUUUACUGGAGUACUCAACAUCUACAAGAGCCCUGACUAUAGGAAAAUGGGGAACAUGACAGGCACAGUACGUAAACACACGCCCACUCUGGAGGCCCUGCAGGUGUUGUACCACCGCAUGCGCUACGAGUAUGAGUUCUACAACUUCAUCCGUGACCAAUUCCACCUCAUGAAGAAAAAAAUUGGUCUCAGGUCUGUCUCCCAACCCACCGCCUACUCACCUGCUUUCCUUCGAGAGCUGGCCCUCCGAACCCCAGAGCCUCUGGACGAAGACGAGGAGCUGGAAGCAGACCUGGAGGAUGCAAACAGCUGGCUGGUCCACUCCUAAGGACUGUUUGAUGAACAGUGGAUGUAGCCCAAAAAGAAGCUGAUUGGCUAGAAUUGGCUGGAGAUAGCUGAAGGAAGCCUGAGGGCAGACAGGGAGUGUUCCCUGUCUUUCAGCAAUUCGUGAGAAAAGUGAGGUACGUUUAGGGGUGUGCAGAUCCAGAUGCUCCUGUUUGUAUGGGCUCUGAUAUCCAUUCUGCAAUAGACUCCCAUCACGACAGGCUCAGCACCGAGGACUAUAGGGGUUGAGUAAUUGGAAGGACAAAAUGCUCUAUUUAAAAAUUCACCAAGGACAAUGGAAAAUAAUGUUAAGCCCAAUUUACGUGACUCAAGUUUUGUUUUAAUUUGAGCUUGCUUUUGGGUUUGCUUAAGUCAAAAGUCCAUCAUUGCUAUUAUCUCCGGGAGAGAUUAGCGCUUCCUUGUGUUGGGAAAUAAGUGUUGGUUGCUUGGGUGAGAGGAUUUCAGAGACGUUUCCCAAGAAAGAGGUGCAUACUUUAUGAAAGAGUUAAUUUCCUAAAAGCUGGAAUGGGAAAUGGUAUCCACAAAUAAAAAAAGUACCAAAACCAUUUUUGUAUAUUAGUUGUUUAGGACUGUUAUAAGUGCCAAAGGUCACUAAGAGGUCUAGUUACUGACAGGACAUUCUGUGCACAGCUGGUGGAGUCAUGACAUAGUCAGUUGUUAUAGUAUUGGUUAUUAACAUUUUGUUUAAUUUGUAAGAUAUUAUUAUUAUUAGGUAUAAAUGAGGGUUAAACGGUAAGCACUCAAUUAUGAAUUCAAAGAAUUCCAACUGUGUGUGCAUGGAUGAUUGGUUUUGACCAAACCAGCAGUGUAUUUUAGCAUGGAUUUAUUAUUUGGAGCAAGUCAUUUGUUGAGAAUAUAUGCUGGUUUGAGAUUCAAACACUAACAAGCAUAUAAGGAGCAUUAUUUGUUUUUAUCCAAAGUUUAAAAGAUUGAGUUUGCCAAAUACCAAUGUUUCUACUGCGAUGUAUUACAAAACUGUAGAAGUAUACUGCACUUUUCCUGAGGUGACUUUUCCUGAAAUUCUGCAGCAAAAUGAGGGACUUGGUCACAAAACUGGAUACUGAUUUGCCUUUAAUUUUCCAGUGGAAUUAUGGUGCUGUCUAAGGUUUUGUUUUCCCUCUCAAAAUAUAAUCACAAAAGAGUGUGUGAAGUGUUACCGGUCCCAGCUAAAAUUCUCUCUCUCUCUCUCUUAAUUCUCCAGCAGCUAUUCAGAGUGCAUGUUUUUCAUCACUCAUGUAAAAAUCAUCCAGAGAGCAGUAACCAUAAGCUAAUGUGUGACUGUCACCUACUGUAUUUCACUCUACCAUCCUAAUCUCCAUUGCCUGUACCUUUUCAUUGUCCUCGUUUGUGUGUCCUUAUUUGCCAGUUUAAUUUAUUAUUUUGUAUUCAUUUGCGUUCCAGAUAAGAUUCUCAGGAAGGAAAAAAAAAAGUUUAAUAACUGGUUUAUUGGCGGCUAUGAAACUAUUCUUGGCAUUUUAAGUGUCUAGAAUGGGUUUAUAUUAACAUCUGAAAACUGGUUAACAACAGCUAAUGCAGUCCAUCAUUUUACAGUCUUAAAAUAAAUGUCCUCUAACUAUUUCA
Micropterus dolomieu (smallmouth bass) is the source of this 2962-nucleotide messenger RNA. It is a transcript of the gene usta, whose product is annotated as uronyl 2-sulfotransferase a. Bases 150 to 1364 code for a protein of 404 amino acids. The record is from RefSeq and is a predicted model, not a curated record. Gene Ontology annotation, cellular component: membrane. The transcript is spliced from 8 exons. NCBI's taxonomy places the organism in Eukaryota, Metazoa, Chordata, Actinopteri, Centrarchiformes, Centrarchidae. Gene Ontology annotation, molecular function: sulfotransferase activity.